GUGCAGGACGCGGCGGCCGGACGGGGAGCCUAACGCGGGGUCCGUGAGUCACCUGGAAAUAAGAUGUUUCUCCUCUGAAAUGAUGAAGAGCUGAGCUGAUUCUCCGGAGAUUCAAACCUGUUGACCUCGGGGGUGCUGAUGCAGAGACCAGAAGUGGACCAUGGAUCAGCCCAGUGGGAGGAGUUUCAUGCAAGUUCUCUGUGAGAAAUACAGCCCCGAAAACUUCCCGUAUCGCCGAGGUCCGGGGAUGGGAGUGCACGUCCCAGCUACACCUCAGGGUUCGCCUAUGAAAGAUCGUCUCAACCUCCCGAGUGUGCUGGUGUUGAACAGCUGUGGAAUUACCUGCGCCGGGGAGGAGAAUGAGAUUGCCGCCUUCUGCGCUCACGUGUCCGAACUGGAUCUCUCUGACAACAAACUCGAAGACUGGCAGGAGGUCAGUAAAAUCGUGUCAAACGUCCCCCACCUGGAAUUUCUAAACCUCAGUUCCAACCCUCUGAAUUUGUCGGUUUUAGAAAGGACAUGUGCUGGGUCUUUCGCUGGCGUUCGCAAACUCGUGCUCAACAACAGCAAAGCUUCCUGGGAAACAGUCCACACAAUACUGCAAGAGUUACCAGGCUUGGAGGAACUCUUUCUGUGCCUUAACGACUACAAAACAGUGUCUUGUUCCCCGGUGUGCUGUCACUCUCUCAAGUUGCUCCACAUCACUGACAAUGAUCUCAAAGACUGGCCCGAGAUUCGGAAAUUGGGGGUCAUGUUUCCGUCGCUGGACACGCUCGUCUUGGCCAACAACUACCUGACGACCAUCGAGGACUCGGAAGAUUCUCUCGGCCGCCUGUUCCCAAACUUGCGCUCCAUCAGCCUGCACAAGUCAGGUCUGCAAAGCUGGGAGGACAUUGACAAGCUCAAUUCUUUCCCCAAGCUCGAAGAAGUGCGAUUGUUGGGUAUCCCUCUCCUUCAGCCAUACACCAAUGAGGAGCGCAGGAAGCUCGUCAUAGCCAGAUUACCAUCAAUAACUAAACUGAACGGGAGCGUCAUUGCAGAAGGAGAACGGGAGGACUCGGAGAGGUUUUUCAUUCGUUACUACUUGGACUUUCCGCAGGAGGAGGUCCCUUUCAGGUAUCACGAGCUAGUCACAAAAUACGGGAAGCUGGAGAAACUGGCAGUAGUCGACCUUCGGCCUCGGAGCCGUGCCAAGGUGGAGGUCCACUUCAAGGACCAGGUGGAGGAGAUGACGGUUCGUCUGGAUCAGACGGUAGCGGAACUCAAGAAACAGUUGAAAACGCUAGUCCAGCUACCGACCAGCAGUAUGCUCGUCACCCACUGUGACCACGAAGCGCCCUUUGGGCCGGAGGAGAUGAAGUACAACUCGCGGGCGCUGCACUCCUACGGCAUUCGGGAUGGGGACAUCAUUUAUGUGGACUCCAAGGCCAAAUAAGCUGCUUUCACUCGGGGUGGGUGGGUGGCGUGCAUGCCCACGUUUACUCAGCCUCCCGCACGCACCAAGGACUUCUGCCGGGGGAGUUUCGUUUCGGUUUGUCAGUAGAGGUUUGGUUCGAUCUUACCUUAAGUACCAGGUAACUCCUUGAACCCAGGGCAGCAGGUCUGGAUCUGUGAGAUGCACACCGGGAUCCGGUGCAGACGGCAAUGAUUUUAAGAGGAGGUAACUGACCGAGUGUUUGUGUGUGAAUUUCGUCCCCCCCCCCCAAUUGGUUUCACCGAUACUUUGACGUUCUCUCCUGUCUCCUCCAGCAUACUUGUGAACUGAGCAUGAAAGUCCUUCGAAGCCAAGGGGGUUAUUAACAGUCGCUCAU
Molecule: messenger RNA, 1811 nt
Organism: Gekko japonicus
Lineage: Eukaryota; Metazoa; Chordata; Lepidosauria; Squamata; Gekkonidae
Gene: TBCEL
Product: tubulin folding cofactor E-like
Exons: 9
Coding region: 161-1435 (424 amino acids)
Biological process (GO): protein folding
Molecular function (GO): alpha-tubulin binding
Source: RefSeq, a predicted model, not a curated record